GGAAGAGCCAGAGGACUUCAAACGGUCAUGGCUGAGUGUAGUGGACGGGUGUUGUGAGUCGCUCUCGGAUUAUUAGAGAUAAUCUGUGAUUGUUAAGGCUAUGAAGUGGAGUGUUGUGGUUUUAGGGUGUUGUGGAAUGUUGCAGUGAAGUGUGUUGCGAUGGACGGUACAAUGUUGCCUCGCAGUGUGUUGAUACGGCGUGCAGCUGUAGCCCUGGUGGCUGCAGUAGCCGUGGUGUGUGUGAAUGCCGAGGUGUUGCCUGAAAUUAUGUACAGUGUGGCAGUGCCGCACGAUGUGGCACCCGCUCACAUCGUUCACAAAAUCAAGUUGAAAGAGGGACAGGUCGUGAACCGGUUGAUGGAUACUCAGUACUCCGAUUACUUUGCGGUGUUGGACAACGGCGAGGUGAUGACGGUGGCCAAGCUGGUGCCGCUCUUGGGGAAGACGGUGACCCUCCGGGUGGCGACCACCUUCGAGGGCGGGGACAGCCAGGUCUAUGUGAUCAGGGUCGCCGUCAAGGACCACCAGACUAUGCUUCGGUUUCUCAAACCAGAGUACGACGCCACCGUGUAUGAGAGUCUGCCCGCGGGCACGGAGUUGCAAGGCCUGGACGAGAUGGAGGCCAUGGGCGAGGAGGAUGUCAAGUACGAGCUGUUGGGCGGCCACUCCGUGUUUGCACUGCACCACGUGGGCGGCAUCCCGACGGUGGUGACCCGCAAGAGUCUGGAUAGGGAGGCACAGGACAUGUACAAGCUCACCCUGCGCGCCCACGACAAGGAGGGCAUGGACAUGGCGGAGGCCAAGAUCAACGUCCACAUCCUGGACAUGAACGACCACGCGCCGGUGUUCACGCAGAACAUGUUCUACUUCUUCGUGCCACUCAACGUGACGAGGUUUGACAAGAUCGGCCGCGUGACAGCUCACGACGGCGACGGCGACGUGGUGGUGUACCGCCUCGCCUACCCGUCCAACACGUUCACCAUCGUGCCGCAGACGGGCGAGAUCAUGCUGAUCGAGCCCCCGGAGACCAUGGUGUACGAGCUGGAGCUGGAGGCCUUCGACAAGCGCAAGCCCACCCUGUACUCCGACACCCUGGCCAAGGCCCACAUCGAGUUCCGUUACCCUGGCGACUCCCUCUUCACCGGAGAGACCAACGACGUGGACUAUGACCUGUACCCCGAGCACGCGCUCUCCAAGCGCAGUGCCACCAGGGUCAAGCGAGGCCAGCUCAGGCACACGAAGGAACUGGUGUUCUCCGAGGCCGACGGGGCCGUCGAGGGCAAGGUUGUGUUCCAACUCGAGAAAGAGAUUCAAUGGGAAACGUUUAAGAUCCGCGACGACAACCCCUGGGUCGAAGUGGACGCUAACGGUGCCGUGCGCGUCAAGAAGAAGUGGGACUACGAGGAGCUCGGUCCUGAGAAGACCAUCGAUUUCUGGGUGACCAUCACGAACAACGAUCGUAAUGGUGAGUACAGACCCUUCUUUAUUUCCACCUCCUUUCAGAAAGCCGGAUCGAAACUGCGGAAUAGAGGAAGGCGAUUCGUCACGAGGAUGGUGGGCGUCUUAGAUGAGUGGGCUGGGCUUCAUAGUGUGAUCAUCUGCUAG
This is a messenger RNA of Penaeus vannamei (Pacific white shrimp), 1605 nucleotides long. The record is from RefSeq and is a predicted model, not a curated record. NCBI's taxonomy places the organism in Eukaryota, Metazoa, Arthropoda, Malacostraca, Decapoda, Penaeidae.